Arabidopsis arenosa is the source of this 765-nucleotide messenger RNA. The record is from the annotation of a GenBank genome assembly. Lineage: Eukaryota; Viridiplantae; Streptophyta; Magnoliopsida; Brassicales; Brassicaceae.
AAAUUAUGACCGCAGACUGAAAAAUGGCGGCAUCAUCAUCUCAUCUCUUCGCACUCCCUUCGCCAGCUUCUCCGAUUCUCUCUGCACCAAACAGGAAUCGAGUUCGUGUUCUUGCGAAAUCAUGCCCGGACAAUCAGAGCUUCGAUUCGAACGAUUUGGAUUCUUCCUCGGAGACUACCCAAAAAGCCCAGGGGGAUCAGAAAUCAGUGUCACGGAGACAGUGGAUGACAGCAUGUGUGUGCGCAUCCACAGCUUUAAUUAGCAAUUCUUACACCUUUGUCUCUGUCCAAAGCGCAGCCGCUUUAGACAAGAAACCAGGAGGUUCAUGUCGUAACUGCCAGGGCAGUGGUGCUGUUCUUUGUGAUAUGUGUGGUGGUACAGGAAAAUGGAAAGCUCUCAACCGAAAACGUGCCAAAGAUGUAUACGAGUUUACGGAAUGUCCAAACUGUUACGGUCGGGGUAAGCUUGUUUGUCCCGUCUGUUUGGGUACAGGUUUACCAAACAACAAAGGCCUUCUUAGAAGGCCUGGUGCUCGUGAGCUACUCGAAAAGAUGUACAAUGGUCGGCUUCUUCCUGAUUCAUGAGAAGAUUGUUACUGCAAAUGUGCUUUUAAGCACAGAGCCAAUAGACAUAAGAUGAUAGAAGCGGAUGAAAACUUACACAUUGAGGAUGCCUGGAUAGCUAUAGAAGAAUGUAACGAAUUCAACAUGUUUUUGUAACGCUGCUAGGUUUGGGUUGUAAAUUCUAUAAACCUAAAACUUUCCU